This is a messenger RNA of Tachysurus fulvidraco (yellow catfish), 2523 nucleotides long. It is a transcript of the gene arhgef3l, whose product is annotated as Rho guanine nucleotide exchange factor (GEF) 3, like. Lineage: Eukaryota; Metazoa; Chordata; Actinopteri; Siluriformes; Bagridae. The record is from RefSeq and is a predicted model, not a curated record. Gene Ontology annotation, biological process: positive regulation of Rho protein signal transduction; intracellular signal transduction. Bases 168 to 1748 code for a protein of 526 amino acids. Gene Ontology annotation, molecular function: guanyl-nucleotide exchange factor activity. The transcript is spliced from 13 exons.
AGGAAGAGAGGAGGUGUAGAUUUGGUAGCGCACACCAAAAAAAAAAAAAGUCUGCUCUCUUACUUUCCCCGAAGAGGUGGGACAGGUGUUUGUCAGACCCAGAGGGCUGAAGAAAUAGCAUUUUGAUCGUGUUUAGAUCUUAACACUCCAGAAAAUCCAAAAAUGUUAUGAAAGAGACAAAGAUGGAGCUUGACGAGACGGAGACCAAUUCCUGGUCUCCCGUAACAAGAGACAGACUCCUGACAUGUGCCAACCUUUCUGAUUUCGCAGGGAAGAAAAGGAAACAGGACCCAAGCAGCGAUGCUGAAUUUUCAGCUCGAUCCUCAGAAGACUAUGAUGAUGAUGACUUUCCCAUCGAUCCCCCGCUUGACAACGAGGGACCUUCUCACAAGAGGGUUAAACCAGUGGACAGAAGUAGUGGAGUUACGGGUAUUAUAGCUCCAGUGAAAACCCCUGCACUGAAACGGUUGGGACAGUCCAUCCAGCGGUCCAUCAGCUUCCGUACAGAAGCAAGGCCGAUGCCACCGAUGGCGAUUCGAAAUCGUCAGAAAGCUUCUUCUUUUCCACGACGACGCAGCAGCCAGCUGUGGAGUGACACUGUGGACAGCCUGAGCCAGGAUCUUAGUGCCAAAGAGAUUAAGAGACAAGAGGUGAUCUAUGAAAUGACACAAGGAGAGAAGCAGUUAAUAGAAGACCUCAAUUUGGUUAAAAAGGUUUACUAUGAGCCAAUGCUGAAACUGGACAUCAUGACAGAAAGUGAACUGGGGCAGAUUUUUGGGACUCUCGAUUCUCUGAUUCCUCUCCAUGAAGAGUUUUUGGCUCGUCUGGAAGGGCUACGAGGGUCGGAGAAGACGGUGGGAGAGGUUGGGCCGACCCUGCUGGACUGGUUCCCAUGCCUGGAUGCCUAUAUCACUUACUGCUGUAACCAAGUAGGUGCCAAAGCUCUGCUAGACCAAAAAAAGCAGGUACGGCGUGUUGAGGAGUUCCUCCGCUUGUGCCAAGAGUCAUCCUUCAGCAGGAAGUUGGACUUGUGGAACUUCUUGGAUCUGCCACGUAGUCGCCUUGUGAAGUAUCCACUACUUCUGAAAGAGAUCCAGAAGAGUACGCCACAUGAUCACCCUGAUGAGGACACGCUGCCUCAGGCCAUGGAGCUUAUCCAGAGCAUCAUUACCGAAGUUAACCGCAAGACCGGCGAAGCUGAGUGUCAGUUUUACAAACGAAGUCUGUGUUACCCAGAGGAGGGUCAAAGAGUUCCAGAGAUUCAUGCCUCACGCUUUCUCUACUGCCAUGGAGAACUCAAGAGCACCAAAGGACAGAAGCUGCACGUCUUCUUGUUCGAGCUGGUGCUGGUUUUGACUCGCCCAGUCAUGCAGGACAAGGAAGGCAUGGUACAGUUCCAGGUUUACCGUCAGCCCUUACCUGCUGCCCAAAUUCUCCUGGAGGACCUGCCUGAUGGAGAGGCCAGCAGUUCUGGAUCCUUCCGUGGAGCCUUCACUGGCAACGACAAAGUGAAGAACUGCUUCCGUGUGAGCAGCAGGGGGCGCUCAAAGGCUCAGUCCCAUAGCCUGCAGGCCAACGACUCCUUCAACAAGCAGCAGUGGAUUUCCUGCCUUCGCCAAGCCAUCAUCCAAUCACGAGACAGAGAUGCUCAGGCCAGCCAAUCCAAGCCACCCCUAGACCUUGAGCCCCCACUUGAACACAUCGCUGAACUCAGCCUGAAUUCUGAUGUGGAGAUGAUAGACACAUAGGUCAGGGGUGACAUCACUUUACAAGGAACAUGCUAAAGUCCCUGGUCAUUACAGUUGCACACACCUUUCAUUCAAGGAACUGAUGAAGUUUACAAACUUUCUUAAUAUCAAACCAAAGGGUAUUUAUAUGACUGGUUCUGAUCUUCAAGGCACAAUGCUGUGUUCCUCUGAUCCAACCCUGCUGUUUGGAGAAUGUGUAAAGUGAUUUCCAGUUAAACCCUGAGCUCAUUCCUGGGUUCUAUGUAGCUUGUAGACUUUUCAUUAAAUCUCACAAACAGUAAUUUGAAUAGUAUGAUAAUGAUAUAUAAAUAAUGCAUUAUGCAUGUAGUGACUGCUUGUGAUAGCAUCUGAUGUUGAAUGUGAAUUCCAUUACAGAAAUAAUAAAACAAGACAUUUUUAUUAUAACUGUUAUUUUAUUUUAUAUUUUAUAUAACUGGACUCCUCUCUGUUAAACUGACAGUUUUCAUGUGAUGUUGGUUUUCAACUAAUACAGUGUGGCAGAGAUGGUGCUAUUCACUAACUUUUGUUGAUUGUAAACUACAUACAUGAAAAAGUGUAAGUGCUAUAAUAAAAAGAAAUGUAACUUAUAGCAGCAAGGUAGGGGUUUCAAAAUAAUGUCAAUGUCCAGAAUAAUGUCAAUGUCCAUCAUUUAUAAUUGCAAAUGUUGAAAUAUUAGCAAUGAAUGUUAUGUUUAUGCUGUGUAUAUCAUUACCUUCAUACUGUAACUGCCCUUUAAUACUUUUUUUUUUAUUUUUGAAAUCUGUAUUGUAUCACA